Messenger RNA from Salvelinus fontinalis (brook trout), 15901 nucleotides. RefSeq names its product protocadherin Fat 4. Gene Ontology annotation, molecular function: calcium ion binding; cadherin binding. Gene Ontology annotation, biological process: multicellular organism development; cell-cell junction assembly; calcium-dependent cell-cell adhesion. NCBI's taxonomy places the organism in Eukaryota, Metazoa, Chordata, Actinopteri, Salmoniformes, Salmonidae. The transcript is spliced from 22 exons. Gene Ontology annotation, cellular component: plasma membrane; catenin complex; adherens junction. Bases 430 to 9786 code for a protein of 3118 amino acids. The record is from RefSeq and is a predicted model, not a curated record.
UUCGGUGCAUGUGACUAAUACAAUUUGAUUUGGUUUGAUUUGAAACGCAGCGUUUCAUUGGAAAUUAAUGUAAUUCUGUUGUACCAAAAUGCAAUGAAGCUCUCGGUGUGUUCGAAGCUUAACAUGUAUGUGUAAAUUGAUUUUGCAACGCUCGCGCAAGUAACGCGACCGGUGUGGUCAGCAUGUUCAGUCAGACGUUCAAUUGUAGGUGACAGUAGCUCAUUCGGCUCAUUAUUAGCUCUUUCCACCCGCGAUAGGCUCCAACAAGUUUCCCCUUGCCUGUGCUGCGACCAACUAUUUGACUAGGCUACACGAAUGCCGCCAGCACGGACCGUACCCCCUGGACACGUUUAUGUGAUCUAAAUGCAUGCGGUUUUCUCACUAUCAUCACUUGAGUGAAAACACCAAUGGAGAGGUAACUGCGCUCAGAUGGUUAAGAUUGUGUCUUUGAUCACGAAAAUGGACACUGCUGGAUCAUUAAUCAAAUGGAAAACUUUUAUUUAUUAUCUAAUGGUUGUCAACUACAUGUUUUUCAAUGGAGUGCCAUUUUCCAAUAUGGCCGAUGCUAGCCAAGCUGCCAGCAACCAGGAGAAGUGGUCCAAUAUGACCUUGGUGAAGCGGCACCCUCUGUCCUCCUGGUAUCAUAGAUCUCAUUGGCAUGGCAACAGCAAGCCAGGCGCUACACAUUCUCCACAAAGACGCCUCACACCACUGUCCUUCUACAAACUUGUCUAUUCUUUUCAGGUGAAAGAGGACACACAACCAGGAACAAUAGUGGGGAACGUGGAAGCAGGAGAGCACAGCAAAGGAUCGACAAACACCAUCUUCUCUGUGUCGGAGGACGACGGGGAGGGCCUGUUCCUGCUCAGCCAUCUCUCCGGUGACUUUCUGCUGUCACGCUCCCUGGACUACGAAACCCAGAGACUCUACAUCCUGACAGUGGUAGUGAAGCAUGGGGCCUUAGGGGCCAGCAGAGUCAGGGUCUAUUUUAAUGUGCUGGAUGUCAACGAUAACCGUCCAGUGUUCAGACUGGACUCUUACUCUGUCUCUGUACCAGAGGACAGCCCUGUUGGAACCUGCUUCCUCUCUCUCAAUGUCUCUGAUGCGGAUGACGGUAUGAACGGAGAGGUGGACAUAGAAGUGACAGCCGAAGAUGGCGACACUACAUUCUCGGUCAAUCCAGACGGUGCUCUCUGCCUAAACAUAGAGUUAGACAGAGAGAGCAGCUCAGACUACCGUCUGACAGUCCAGGCUACCGAUCGUGCUCUGUCCAUUUCUAGACGCCUCACUGCCACAGCACGUGUUGUCGUCAAUGUAGACGAUAUAAACGACAACAUGCCGUCUUUCACGUCAGCCGGUAGUGUCACCAUCCCAGAAGACACUGCUCUCCAGACUGUUGUCAUGGUGAUACAGGCAGUGGAUGUGGACUCAGGAUCCAACGGGGACGUCGUCUACACCCUGGAGGACACGUCAGUCAGUGUGUUCAGUAUCAACCGUACUAAUGGUCGUCUGUACUUGCAGCAGCCUCUGGACAGAGAGCAGUUGGAUACGCUGACUGUCACUGUGACAGCCACAGACAGAGGCUCUCCUCCGCUGGCCUCCUCCAUGAACCUAGCAGUGCAUGUAGAGGACGCCAACGAUCACAACCCAGAGUUCACACACAACUACUACAGCCUGGCAGUCAGAGAGGAUACUCACAGAGGAACCAGCCUGUUGCAGCUCCGUGCUCUGGAUGGGGACAUUGGCUUUAAUGGACAGGUGCGCUACCAGCUGUCUCAGGGGAGCCCGUUCCUGGUGGACUCAGUCCGAGGUGUCAUCUCCCUGAUAGACAGGCUGGACAGAGAGAGAGCCUCCUUUCACCUGCUAGCCGUCACAGCCAUGGACCAGGGCAGCAUGCCCAGGUCAGCCACUGCUGUGGUCAACAUCACUGUCCUAGAUGUCAAUGACUGUAGGCCGCAGUUCUCUCCAGACACACUGACGCUCCAUGUGUUGGAGAACGGCGGAGACCCGUCUCAGCUCACCCGCCAGGUAACUGCUGUGGUAUCAGCUAGGGAUGAUGAUCUAGGGGUGAACAGCCAGAUGAGGUACUUCAUAGAUAGAGACUGGGAGGGUCUCUUCUCUCUGUCUCCAAACGGCACCUUUCACAUGCUACAGAGCCUGGACAGGGAGGUGACAUCUCUCUACAAGUUAGACAUCAUGGCUGUCGACUCAGGUUUGCCGCCUCUGACAGGGACUGUGACAGUCCACGUUGUAGUGGACGAUAUGAAUGACAACCGGCCAGUGUUUAGUGAGGAGGUCUACACCACCAUUGUCUAUGAGGAUAGCCCUGCAGGCACAGUGUUUGCCAUGGUCACUGCCUAUGAUGCAGAUGAAGGUGUCAAUGGACAAAUAAGGUAUUCCAUAGAGAGUGCUGAUGGACCCUUCUCUAUUGAGGACACGUCUGGGGAGCUGUUGACCACUGGCGUGCUGGACAGGGAGGCGGUGGCAAUCUACAGACUGACUGUGGUGGCCAGGGACACACACCCCACACAGCAGCUGUCCAGCUCUGUACAGGUGUCUGUCCUGGUUGCGGAUGUCAACGACCACUGGCCUCAGUUCCUCCACAGCCCCUAUGUGGCUAACAUGCCGGCUGGAUCUGCUCCGGGGUCUGUUGUGUGUGCGGUGAGAGCAGUGGAUGGUGACUCAGGGAUCAAUGCACAGCUUCACUUCGUCUUAUACGGGCAGAACACUGGCCAGUUCUUCAUCAGCCCACACAGGGGAACCAUUCUCACCACUGGUGCCCUCGCAGGGACAAACGACAUCACUAUCAACGUGCACGUGGAAGACGGGGGAGACAAUCCUAAAUUUGACACAACAACUGUUACCAUCAGAUUCCAGAAUGCCUCAGAGUUCCCCACAGUUGGUGUAGAUGUUCUCAGACCAUCUCUCUCUGAAGAGGACCCAGAGGGAACUUUGGUAGCUCUGGUCUCAGCCGGGACUUCCAGAGCAGGUCCAGUGUCCUUCUACCUGGUGUCUGGAGACUCUGACCACCUGUUCCGCCUCCACCAAGUCACUGGCCAGUUGACCAUCCACCACCCUCUGGACUAUGAGACCAACAAAGAGUUUCUACUGCUGGUGGAGGCCAGAGAUGCAGGCUCUCCACCGUUCUCUUCUUAUGCAGAGAUUCACGUGAAUGUCACUGAUGUGAACGAUAACGCACCACAGUUCACUCAGAGUGAAUAUAGGUGUGAGGUACCGGAGAACUCUCCAGCGACGUGGGUGUGUGACGUGCUCGCCAUCGAUGCGGACUCUGGGAGUUAUGGAAAGGUGCAGUACAGCAUUUUAGAGCGGAACAUUGACCAUGUUUUUACCAUCGACUCAGAAAAGGGCAUGCUGAGCACAGCAACGAGUUUAGACCGCGAGGAAAUACCUGAGUACAAUUUAACCAUCGUAGCUGCAGACAAGAACAACAGUUUCUAUAAAGACAUUGCAGUCAUGCUAGUGGUGGUUUUGGACACAAACGACCACGCACCUCGGUUUACACAGAUCUUCUUCACUGAGAUAACUGAGGAUUCUCCUAUCGGACACACCAUUUUACAGAUAAUCUCAACAGAUGACGACAUCGGUGCCAAUGCUGUGAUUACUUAUUCCAUAAUUGACCAGAGGGAUGACGUUCUUCCCUUCAGUAUUGAUAAGACUAGUGGGUGUAUAACAGUGUUGCUGUCCCUGGACAGGGAGACCCAGGACCAUUAUGUGGUGAAAGUCAAUGCCAACGACUCAGCUUGGAGCAUUAGUACAGACGUGACAAUAGACGUAACCGAUGUUAAUGACAACAAACCUGUCUUUACUAAACAGGUCUACACCGCUACUGUCACUGAGACCAGGGCCCAGGAAGUAUUUGUUAUGCGAGUCCUCGCUAUGGAUGCUGACCUGGGACAAAACAGUCAGAUUGUGUAUCUGAUCGACCCUCCCAGUGAGCAGUUCUGGGUCAAUGCGUCUACUGGGGAUAUUCUCACCAAGCAACCCAUGUCUUUACUAAAUCAGUCUGCCUCUCUGAGCCUUAGUAUUACGGUUGUAGCCUCCGACUGUGGCAAUGUUCGUUCAUACAGUAACUCCAUGGUCAUUGUAACCGUUGUUCAGUAUAACCACUUCCCUCCCAGCUUCCUGCCUUUCCCGCCUCUCCUGUCCAUCCCCUUUAACAUCGCCAUGGGAACCGAGGUGGUGCGGCUAACAGCCGUGGACCGGGACUCCAAUCGCAGCAAAAGCAACACUACCAUAGAAUACAGUCUCGCCGGAGGUAACGCAUCAGAUGUUUUUGUAAUAAACAUGGACGAUGGGAGACUGAUGCUUAAUAGGACAUUGAGGCAAAGCCUUAACUCACUGUUGAUGCUCAUAGUUACAGCAAAGGACCAGGGGUUCCCUCCUCUCUCAUCACAGGCUGUUGUUCAAUUUGAGGUCACAGGAGAGAAUCAGUUUUCCCCGCGGUUUUCAGAGACGUAUGCUACCUUCUCCGUCCCUGAGGAUCUGCUAGUGGGGUCAGUCAUUGGGAAAGUCCAGGCCGAAGACGGAGACGAUGGAGUCAAUGGUGUGCUCUCAUAUUCUAUAACGUCAGGAAACAAAUAUUCACCGUUCUCUUUAGGGCAGAGGUCAGGGUUGAUUACUCUAGUCGAAAGGCUGGACUAUGAGAAACAAAGAGUUUAUCGUAUUCAGAUCACCGCCAAAGACGGAGGCUGGAUCUCUAAGACUGGGGCGGUAAUCAUGACCGUGAAUGUCAGUGACGUGAACGACAACCCUCCGGUCUUCACAUUGUUACAGUACACAGCCUCAGUGCUGGAGAACUCUGCGGUUGGGACACCGGUCCUCCAGGUCGGAGCUACCGAUGCAGACUCAAGCGCCAAUGCAUAUAUCACCUACUCACUGAUGGCCAGUGGACACUCUGGACAGUUUGCCAUUGACUCCAGGAACGGCACUGUCACCACUCUGGAUAUCUUUGACUUUGAGCUCAAGCAGUCCUUCGAAAUAACUGUCAAGGCCUCAGAUGCAGAAAACCGCCAUUCAUUCAGCGUCGCAAACGUUUAUAUCCAAGUCUCAGGAGUCAACGAGUUCAGCCCAGCGUUCCUGCAACACAAGUUCAACCUGUCCGUCUCCGAGAAUGUAUCUAUUGGAACUAGAGUUGGCAAGGUAACCGCCACUGACUCUGACGAAGGCAUCGACGGACAGGUCUUCUACCUGCUCAUUGGACAAAGCCGCUGGACAGGCUUCGACGUAGAUGAACAGAGUGGAGAGAUCUACAUCACCGCUGAUCUGAGGAAGCAGGGCUACAGCCAUGCCACCCUGAGAAUCCUAGCUAAGAACCGAGGCGUCAUCACAGGGCUAGAUGUGGACGAAGCCUUGGUCCACAUCAAUAUAGUGGACACUAACGACCCACCAGAGUUCUCCUCGGGGCUCUACAGUGCGGAGAUCAGGGAGGACAGCCUUGUGGGGAAUUCUGUUAUCAGAGUGGUUGCCCUGGACCAGGACUCUGUCCCAGAGUGGAGCCGCUUCUCCUACAGCAUCCCGGAUGGAAACAUCAACUCAUCCUUCUUUGUAGACCCUGUCAGUGGACUUGUGUCUGUCAGUACCCCCCUGGACAGAGAACUGUGGCCCCUAUACAACCUGACUGUGACAGCCACAGACCAGGGUUUUCCGCCAGCCACUGGGACUGCUCAAGUUGUGGUGAUCAUUACUGAUGUUAAUGACAAUGCCCCCACAUUGGUCAACACACAUGGGCAGGUGAAGGAGAACCAGCCUGCUGGUACCAUAGUGGCCAGGCUCAACACCUCUGAUGCUGAUCUACCUCCCAACCAGGGGCCAUUCUCCUACUGGAUCGUCCAGCCUGCCUCAGGGAGGAGCUUCACCCUAACUUCUAAUGGAGUCCUUUCCACCUCCAGACCUUUGGACCGGGAGGCCAACUCUGUGUUUCAUCUGUCGGUGGUGAUCAGUGACGCAGGGACUCCUCCGCUGUCCUCCACCACAAAGUUUAACGUCAGAGUCGAGGAUGAGAACGAUAACCCAUCGGUCUCGAGGAAUGUCUACAUCGAGGUGAAGUACUAUGGCAGUGCCUUCCCUGGCGGCUUCAUCGGCGACGUCAGACCUGAGGACCAGGAUGUGGUGGACACAUUUAACUGCAGCAUCAGAAACGGACCUCUUAACAUGUUCACUAUCCCUGACGGCACCUGUGAUCUCUGGUCCUCUCCAUACCAGGGAGAAGCUACGUACAACAUCACAAUUGAGGCCACCGACCACCUCCACCCUCUCGUUAACAACAGUAUCUACGUGAACUACAAAGGCUUCACCAACGCUUCCAUGGACAGCUGUAUACUGUUCUAUGUGGCGUCCACCUCGGUCGAAGACUUCUUGUCUCUCAAUUAUUUGAAGUUUGUCAAAGCCCUGGACAGCCUGUUUAACCUGCAGGCCUCCAAGACUCACAUGUUUGGGAUUAAGCCUACAGGCGAUAAAGUCCUGCUCCUGGCUGCGGUGAAGAGUUACAACGGUCAGUACCUGAAUGGAGAGGUCGCCAGCAGUAUCUCUGCUGCCCACCAGAAACUUCUGGAGGCUCAGAGCAACAUCACUUUGUCCUACAUCACCAGCGACCCCUGCCUCGUCAACCCCUGUCUGAACGGAGCCACCUGCAACAAAAAUGUCCACAUCGGCCCAGAGUUGUUUGUCCUGGAGAGCCCGUCGGUCAUCUUUGUGUCGCCGCAGAAUGAGAUCUUUAAUUGUUUGUGUUCAACGGGCUUUGCCGGCACCCUGUGUGAAGUAGACGUGGAUGAGUGUGACCAGAGACCCUGCGAGAAACAGAGUGUGUGUGUUAAUAACCCAGGAGGGUUCCGUUGCCACUGUAAGAGGGGCUUCUCUGGCCUGUACUGCUCAGCUGACGUGGAUGUAUGCCUGGAGGUCCACUGUCAACAUGGAGGGACGUGCCUGAACACGGAGGAUGGGGUUCACUGUGACUGUAGUCCUGGAUAUGAGGGGGAGUUUUGUGAGCUUUCCGUUAACCACUGCGCAUCAGCACCUUGUUUCCAAGGCAACUGCACCAAUGGUCUGACAGGAUACACAUGUCAUUGCCCUUUUGGUGUGAGUGGCAUCCACUGCGAAGAGGACAGCUAUGGCUUUGAGGAGUUGUCCUAUAUGGAGUUUCCUCCUCUAGAUCCCAGGAGUAACUUCAUCUCCCUGGAGCUGGCCACGUUGCAGCAGAACAGCCUGCUGCUGUAUAACCCUGCGGGCCCGGGCAGUGUAGAGUACCUGGCACUGGAGGUUGUGAAGGGGAGGGUCUGUCUCUCAUACGACCUGGGCUCUGGAGCUGUCCAUCUGCAGACGGAAAGGCAGGUGGCUGAUGGACGCUUUCACAGCAUCACUGUCAGGAGGAUAGGAAAUAUAGGCUCUCUACAAGUGGACCACUGUCCUGAUGUGAUGGCUACUGGAUUUUGUCACUCUCAAAGUAAUGGCAUUGGCUCCAAAAGGACCCUGGACGUUGGCGGCAGUAACAUGACAUUUGGUGGAGUCAGGUCUAUUGAGUCUGUUCUGCUGCGGCCUGGUCAAGUCCAGACUCAUGACUUUGUUGGCUGUGUGAGAAACAUGAAAGUAAAUGGUAUACCUUUAGGGCUUACCAAAGCUCUGGCGGCCUACAACUUAUUGGAGAGGUGUCCUCGAGCAGCAGUGUCUCCGUGUCUCAGUGGUCCGUGUCUGAACGGAGGAGUGUGUCAGGACCUCUGGUCUCACUACAUCUGUCAGUGUACACACCACUACACUGGAACCAACUGUAACACAGAGAUUUCAGAGGAGCAUGUGUUACGGCUGGGCAGUAGCGGCUACAUAGAGUAUGUGGUCAGAGAGAGCUACAGGAGAGAGCAGCAGCUGAGAGACCUGCUGGACGAAGACAGAGGACAGACAGAGAGCAGGGGAGAUCUCUCUGAUAUAGAAGUCAAGGUGAAGACUGUGGAGAGAGAUGCGGUGUUGCUGUUCGUUUUGGGAAGGAAAGGACACUUUGAGCUCAGGGUGAUGGAUGGAAACCUCCUGUAUGUCUCCAGAGACAGAACGUCGGGCGUCCUCUCAGAGGUAGCCUCAGAGACCAGCAUGGCGGACGGGGACUGGCACGUCCUCCAUCUUUCCACAGUUGGACAGAGCACUGUUCUUCUGAUGGACGGACAGACAGUCAUGAACACCAGCGAUGACGGAGCUCUGGACCUAAGUGCUGUCAAUGUGGAGAAGAUCGUCCUUGGAGCGACUCCACCACCACCACCCCGAGACACGAGAAUCGAGCGCCCAGUAGGGUUCUCUGGUUGUGUGGAGUAUGUCCGAUACAAUGGCCAUUUCCUGCCAGUCAGCGGCUACAGUCUGAUAGUGGAGGUUUGGCCCAGUUCUACCCUGCUUCAGUCCAGCUGUGAGUCCCCAGGCUCCUGUGUUCCCUCAUGCUCCUGUAUUUCCACCACUUGCCCUGAGGAUGUCCCCACCAACGCCAGACUACCAUGCCUCUCUCUGCCCUGUCCCACUGCUCCAGCCUGCGGUGGCUCGGCUGGCACUAGGAACAGCUCCUGUAUCUGCCUCACGGCUGGCUCCUGUGAGCUCUGCUCCUCCCCUCCACCAGAGGACUUCCGGGGAGGAGCAGGAGUGUGUUCUGAUCAGGAGGCCCUCAGGGGCCCCUCCGCUCCUCUGUGGGUCAUCGGUGUGGUUCUCCCCGUCACCUCCUUCCUCCUCUGCUUGGGCCUGGGUGUGUUCCUCUGCCUGGGGAGACGCAAUGCUAAUGCCUGCUGCCACCGGCCACAGAAGCAUCAGGCUGACAGUGGCUCCCCGCAACGUGGAGAGGAAGGGAUGGACAACGGAGCGUUUUGUUUUGAAGGCCCGAGGACCACUAGUUCUGUACCUGCGGUGAGAGGGAAGCCACCUGACGUGAUCCGGGCGGACAAACCGAGGGAGGCUGUUCAGGACGGCUACAGUACAGCCGGUUCAAGUGUGGAGGCUGGUGGACGCAGUGAGAAGCUGGAAUACUACGAGAUAGACAGUGUGUUCCAAUCUGACACUGGCUCUCUAAGGCUCACUGGAUCUCUCCACAACACAGAUUGGGAGAGAACAGAGAAUGGAGUGAGGGGAUGUCAGAAGAAAACGCCAGGCUCCCCAAAUCCAGAUGACAGAAAGAGGCCAGUGGAGCUGUGGCAGAAGCCCCUGACACACCCUGACCAAAGAGUCUCCAGAGACGGAGGAUGUGGUAUGGCCAGUGGGCCGCUGAGCCAGGUAGAUGAUGAAGAGCAGCGCUUCCCCGGGAGGUUGGUAGUGCCAGGGCUGAGGGGUCCUCCUCAGUGUCUCUCUGUGGAGGAGGUGAGGAAGCUGAACAGCCCUGUGGGUGUUCAGUUACAUCAGCUGGCUCAAUGGCCCAGACCUGGCAGAGCUACCAGAGGGAUGGACAGUUCCUCAGACAGCAACACCCACAGCUCCUUUACCUGCUCAGAGGUCGACUUUGACAGGGACUUCUCUCUACUAAGCGCCCAGGGCUUGUUACGGGAGCGGACACUGAUCACCACCCGCACCCACAGAAAACCAGCGGAGAGCCUGCCUGUCCCUUCCCCAUUCAGAGACCCUGUGCCCCCCUCUCAGGCCCAGUACAGGACUAGGACGGCUGACUCUGGUGAUUCCCCUCAACACUGGGAGCAGCUCCUGAACAUGUGUGUGUGUUUCCACACCUACGCCCCAGUGUUUGAGGACAUAGCAGGGCUGCCAAUGGAACAACCACCUGACUGGGAUAGGCAAAGCGAUCUGGAGGAGAUCAUAUGACAGGUCAUGAAAAGAAAAUGGAUUUGAAAAUGUACAAGAAUUGUUUCAUUGUAAGAAGCUGUGCCAGGGAAUGAGUUUGCUUUUAUUCAUGCAGGUGUUUGCAUCGUAAUUGAGGGUAAAGUACAUCCCUGGCAAUGUGUGUUGACAGUAUUGUGGACAGCAGAAUGUUCUGUAUGCAGAAUGAUUAUAUUUAUAUUGUAAUGCAAUGCAAUGCUUUCAGACAUCCUAUCCCACCCAUUUAUUUUCACUGACUGUUGCAUUGAAAGUGUCUCAUGUUCACUCAAAGCUGUGCAUCAUUGUGUUUACCUUCCAUUUCGGAUUUAGAUCACUUUUGUCUCAUUUUUAGGCAACAGUGCAGUUGAAUACAGAAACAGUUCAGCACCAAUGCUACUGUUCUUUACAUUGAGGGAGUUUUAUUACGCUGGCCCGGGUUGAACCGGGCGAAAGCUGGGAGGGAGGAGCACCCUUCUCAGAUCUAACAGUAAUCUGCACAGCUCAGUCAUGUUGUCAACAAGGUAGCAUGGUGCAUCGUCCAGAAACAUACAUCUCUUUGCCAGAAUAUAAACUAGUUUUCAUUUUGAAGGCAGAUAAAGCGUUAACAAAACAAUCACAUAAUCUUACGCAUCACUCCAUCUGCUUAAUUACGUCACUUUUGUUUUGUGUUGACUUUGCCAUUGGCCAUAUCGGGGUACCUGGUUCACGCCCGGGGGGCCUUUUCACCCAAUUCAAACUCCUCCCACUGGGGUAACCCGGGCCAUAUAAACAAACCCCCCCCCCCCCCCCCCCAGUGUCAAAUGACUAGCUCUACUUUCUAUAGGUACGCCAAUCUGUAGAGCUGACUAGCUCUACUUUCUAUAGGUACACCAAUCUGUAGAGCUGACUAGCUCUACUUUCUAUAGGUACACCAAUCUGUAGAGAGAUGACUAGCUCUACUUUCUAUAGGUACGCCAAUCUGUAGAGCUGACUAGCUCUACUUUCUAUAGGUACACCAAUCUGUAGAGAGAUGACUAGCUCUACUUUCUAUAGGUACGCCAAUCUGUAGAGCUGACUAGCUCUACUUUCUAUAGGUACACCAAUCUGUAGAGAGAUGACUAGCUCUACUUUCUAUAGGUACGCCAAUCUGUAGAGAGAUGACUAGCUCUACUUUCUAUAGGUACGCCACUCUGUAGAGAUGACUAGCUCUACUUUCUAUAGGUACGCCAAUCUGUAGAGAGAUGACUAGCUCUACUUUCUAUAGGUACGCCAAUCUGUAGAGAUGACUAGCUCUACUUUCUAUAGGUACGCCAAUCUGUAGAGAUGACUAGCUCUACUUUCUAUAGGUACGCCAAUCUGUAGAGAUGACUAGCUCUACUUUCUAUAGGUACGCCAAUCUGUAGAGAUGACUAGCUCUACUUUCUAUAGGUACGACUAGCUCUACUUUCUAUAGGUACGCCAAUCUGUAGAGAUGACUAGCUCUACUUUCUAUAGGUACGCCAAUCUGUAGAGAUGACUAGCUCUACUUUCUAUAGGUACGACUAGCUCUACUUUCUAUAGGUACGCCAAUCUGUAGAGAUGACUAGCUCUACUUUCUAUAGGUACGACUAGCUCUACUUUCUAUAGGUACGCCAACCUGUAGAGAUGACUAGCUCUACUUUCUAUAGGUAUGCCAAUCUGUAGAGAUAACUAGCUCUACUUUCUAUAGGUACGCCAAUCUGUAGAGAUGACUAGCUCUACUUUCUAUAGGUACGACUAGCUCUACUUUCUAUAGGUACGCCAAUCUGUAGAGAGAUGACUAGCUCUACCUUCUAUAGGUACGCCAAUCUGUAGAGAGAUGACUAGCUCUACCUUCUAUUGGUACGCCAAUCUGUAGAGAUGACUAGCUCUACCUUCUAUAGGUACGCCAAUCUGUAGAGAGAUGACUAGCUCUACUUUCUAUAGGUACGCCAAUCUGUAGAGAGAUGACUAGCUCUACUUUCUAUAGGUACGCCAAUCUGUAGAGAUGACUAGCUCUACUUUCUAUAGGUACACCAAUCUGUAGAGAUGACUAGCUCUACCUUCUAUAGGUACGCCAAUCUGUAGAGAGAUGACUAGCUCUACUUUCUAUAGGUACGCCAAUCUGUAGAGAUGACUAGCUCUACUUUCUAUAGGUACGCCAAUCUGUAGAGAGAUGACUAGCUCUACUUUCUAUAGGUACGCCAAUCUGUAGAGAGCUGACUAGCUCUACUUUCUAUAGGUACGCCAAUCUGUAGAGAGAUGACUAGCUCUACUUUCUAUAGGUACGCCAAUCUGUAGAGAUGACUAGCUCUACUUUCUAUAGGUACGCCAAUCUGUAGAGAUGACUAGCUCUACUUUCUAUAGGUACGCCAAUCUGUAGAGAUGACUAGCUCUACUUUCUAUAGGUACGCCAAUCUGUAGAGAGAUGACUAGCUCUACUUUCUAUAGGUACGCCAAUCUGUAGAGAGAUGACUAGCUCUACUUUCUAUAGGUACGCCAAUCUGUAGAGAGAUGACUAGCUCUACUUUCUAUAGGUACGCCAACCUGUAGAGAUGACUAGCUCUACUUUCUAUAGGUACGCCAAUCUGUAGAGAUGACUAGCUCUACUUUCUAUAGGUACACCAAUCUGUAGAGAUGACUAGCUCUACUUUCUAUAGGUACGCCAAUCUGUAGAGAUGACUAGCUCUACUUUCUAUAGGUACGACUAGCUCUACUUUCUAUAGGUACGCCAACCUGUAGAGAUGACUAGCUCUACUUUCUAUAGGUACGCCAAUCUGUAGAGAGAUGACUAGCUCUACUUUCUAUAGGUACACCAAUCUGUAGAGAUGACUAGCUCUACUUUCUAUAGGUACGCCAAUCUGUAGAGAGCUGACUAGCUCUACUUUCUAUAGGUACGCCAACCUGUAGAGAUGACUAGCUCUACUUUCUAUAGGUACGCCAAUCUGUAGAGAUGACUAGCUCUACUUUCUAUAGGUACACCAAUCUGUAGAGAUGACUAGCUCUACUUUCUAUAGGUACGCCAAUCUGUAGAGAUGACUAGCUCUACUUUCUAUAGGUACGACUAGCUCUACUUUCUAUAGGUACGCCAAUCUGUAGAGAUGACUAGCUCUACUUUCUAUAGGUACGCCAAUCUGUAGAGAUGACUAGCUCUACUUUCUAUAGGUACGACUAGCUCUACUUUCUAUAGGUACGCCAAUCUGUAGAGAUGACUAGCUCUACUUUCUAUAGGUACGCCAAUCUGUAGAGAUGACUAGCUCUACUUUCUAUAGGUACGACUAGCUCUACUUUCUAUAGGUACGCCAAUCUGUAGAGAUGACUAGCUCUACUUUCUAUAGGUACGACUAGCUCUACUUUCUAUAGGUACGCCAACCUGUAGAGAUGACUAGCUCUACUUUCUAUAGGUAUGCCAAUCUGUAGAGAUGACUAGCUCUACUUUCUAUAGGUACGCCAAUCUGUAGAGAUGACUAGCUCUACUUUCUAUAGGUACGACUAGCUCUACUUUCUAUAGGUACGCCAAUCUGUAGAGAGAUGACUAGCUCUACCUUCUAUAGGUACGCCAAUCUGUAGAGAGAUGACUAGCUCUACCUUCUAUUGGUACGCCAAUCUGUAGAGAUGACUAGCUCUACCUUCUAUAGGUACGCCAAUCUGUAGAGAGAUGACUAGCUCUACUUUCUAUAGGUACGCCAAUCUGUAGAGAGAUGACUAGCUCUACUUUCUAUAGGUACGCCAAUCUGUAGAGAUGACUAGCUCUACUUUCUAUAGGUACACCAAUCUGUAGAGAUGACUAGCUCUACCUUCUAUAGGUACGCCAAUCUGUAGAGAGAUGACUAGCUCUACUUUCUAUAGGUACGCCAAUCUGUAGAGAUGACUAGCUCUACUUUCUAUAGGUACGCCAAUCUGUAGAGAGAUGACUAGCUCUACUUUCUAUAGGUACGCCAAUCUGUAGAGAGCUGACUAGCUCUACUUUCUAUAGGUACGCCAAUCUGUAGAGAGAUGACUAGCUCUACUUUCUAUAGGUACGCCAAUCUGUAGAGAUGACUAGCUCUACUUUCUAUAGGUACGCCAAUCUGUAGAGAUGACUAGCUCUACUUUCUAUAGGUACGCCAAUCUGUAGAGAUGACUAGCUCUACUUUCUAUAGGUACGCCAAUCUGUAGAGAGAUGACUAGCUCUACUUUCUAUAGGUACGCCAAUCUGUAGAGAGAUGACUAGCUCUACUUUCUAUAGGUACGCCAAUCUGUAGAGAGAUGACUAGCUCUACUUUCUAUAGGUACGCCAACCUGUAGAGAUGACUAGCUCUACUUUCUAUAGGUACGCCAAUCUGUAGAGAUGACUAGCUCUACUUUCUAUAGGUACACCAAUCUGUAGAGAUGACUAGCUCUACUUUCUAUAGGUACGCCAAUCUGUAGAGAUGACUAGCUCUACUUUCUAUAGGUACGACUAGCUCUACUUUCUAUAGGUACGCCAACCUGUAGAGAUGACUAGCUCUACUUUCUAUAGGUACGCCAAUCUGUAGAGAGAUGACUAGCUCUACUUUCUAUAGGUACACCAAUCUGUAGAGAUGACUAGCUCUACUUUCUAUAGGUACGCCAAUCUGUAGAGAGCUGACUAGCUCUACUUUCUAUAGGUACGCCAACCUGUAGAGAUGACUAGCUCUACUUUCUAUAGGUACGCCAAUCUGUAGAGAUGACUAGCUCUACUUUCUAUAGGUACACCAAUCUGUAGAGAUGACUAGCUCUACUUUCUAUAGGUACGCCAAUCUGUAGAGAUGACUAGCUCUACUUUCUAUAGGUACGACUAGCUCUACUUUCUAUAGGUACGCCAAUCUGUAGAGAGAUGACUAGCUCUACUUUCUAUAGGUACGCCAAUCUGUAGAGAGAUGACUAGCUCUACUUUCUAUAGGUACGCCAAUCUGUAGAGAUGACGAGCUCUACUUUCUAUAGGUACGCCAAUCUGUAGAGAGAUGACUAGCUCUACUUUCUAUAGGUACGCCAAUCUGUAGAGAUGACUAGCUCUACCUUCUAUAGGUACGCCAAUCUGUAGAGAGAUGACUUGCUCUACUUUCUAUAGGUACGCCAAUCUGUAGAGAGAUGACUAGCUCUACUUUCUAUAGUUACGCCAAUCUGUAGAGAUGACGAGCUCUACUUUCUAUAGGUACGCCAAUCUGUAGAGAUGACUAGCUCUACUUUCUAUAGGUACGCCAAUCUGUAGAGAGAUGACUAGCUCUACUUUCUAUAGGUACGCCAAUCUGUAGAGAGAUGACUAGCUCUACUUUCUAUAGGUACGCCAAUCUGUAGAGAGAUGACUAGCUCUACUUUCUAUAGGUACGCCAAUCUGUAGAGAUGACUAGCUCUACCUUCUAUAGGUACGCCAAUCUGUAGAGAGAUGACUAGCUCUACUUUCUAUAGGUACGCCAAUCUGUAGAGAGAUGACUAGCUCUACUUUCUAUAGGUACGCUAAUCUGUAGAGAUGACUAGCUCUACUUUCUAUAGGUACGCCAAUCUGUAGAGAGAUGACUAGCUCUACUUUCUAUAGGUACGCCAAUCUGUAGAGAGAUGACUAGCUCUACUUUCUAUAGGUACGCCAAUCUGUAGAGAGAUGACUAGCUCUACUUUCUAUAGGUACGCCAAUCUGUAGAGAGAUGACUAGCUCUACUUUCUAUAGGUACGCCAAUCUGUAGAGAGAUGACUAGCUCUACUUUCUAUAGGUACGCCAAUCUGUAGAGAGAUGACUAGCUCUACUUUCUAUAGGUACGCCAAUUUGUAGAGAGAUGACUAGCUCUACUUUCUAUAGGUACGCCAAUCUGUAGAGAUGACUAGCUCUACUUUCUAUAGGUACGCCAAUCUGCAGAGAGCUCUGAAGUAAUCGACAAGUCUGUAUGGCACCAUAUACACACGCACAGUCCACUCCUUUAUGAACUCAACCUGUGACUGAUUAAGCAUCCAUUUACAAUUUUCCCAAAACAUCUAUAUUACUUGAGUGUUUUCUGUCGCUUGGCUAUGGACGCUAUCCACAGAUCUUCUCUGGAUUGUUAUGAAACGGGGUCCACUUUGUCAAAAUAAUAAAGUCACGUUGCAUGGUGUUAGUUGCACAAUAGCAGAGAGAGCAGACCUGGCGAAUGUAUGAUUAAAGCUUUUUUUAUUA